AUGGUGAACGGGACCGCCGUGUUGGAGCCCACGUUCACUGGCUACGUCGCAACCACCCAAGAUGCGCUCUUGCUCUUCGAGGCCUGUCUGACCGGCGUCUUGCACCACGUCCCGCGCCGCCCCCAUGAUCGGGAACGGAGUCAUCUCGUGCGCAGCGGGAGCGUCUUCAUCUACGAGGAGAACUCCUCCGGGAUCAAACGAUGGACCGACGCUGGACAAGCCCUUUCCCCCGGCGAGAAGAAACGCGCCAUGAAGAAGGCCACUCGACGACCCAUGCCUGCCGGCCGGCCGGGGGAACCCUAUGCGCGCCAUGACAGUCAGAGCUACUCACCCACCUCCCCCAGUCAAGCCUUCCCAGAUCGUCCCCAGUCCGAACUCGAGCGCGCCUUGGUAGGGUCCCUGGUCGAUUCGUAUGGGUUCAAGGAUUCCGGACUGGUCAAGAAGACCAUGAGUGUGACCGUCAUGGGGAUCACCCACCAUUUGGUCUCAUACUAUAGCGUGGACGACGUGAUUCGCGGCGUGCUGAACCCGCCCUCGAUGGUCGAAAACUUACGGUACAUCCGGCCACGCACCGAACUCACCCAGAAGCAAAGCUUCCGCUCCCCCAUCGACGAGCUCGAAGCCACCAACGCAGUCGAAAACCAAGAGCCCUCACACGCCGCGCUUUAUGGAUAUCGCCCCCAAAUGAUGGGUCCCCCCAGCUACACCAUGCAGACCGCCCCCGCAAACGACUUCUAUAUGCACCCAAGUCCCUACGCCGCCACCCACGCCACCCAGCCCGGCCCAAUCCAGGGCUACUCGAUGGGCGCCCCGAUGGCCGGCCAACCAGCACCCAACCCAUACCUUCCGACGCCCGCGACUGCCAUUCCCCAUAAGCAGGAGGAUUACCACGGCAUCCCACCGAAGCAGGACGACUACCACUCGUUCCGCGCGGGGCCAUACGGCGGCAGCAUGGACUCGAUGAGCGCGCACAGCAUGUCGUCCUCGAUCCCCGGUAUGAACACGGGGAUUCCGAGCUCGCUCAGCGAUCGCAACCGCUCCACCUCUGACCACAGCCCUUCCGCCUACCGCAACUCUUCCAUCUCCUCCCGCAGCCAAGCCACGGACGCCACCUCGCCCAUGGACCCUUCGACGCCGGGCAACUACUCUCGCGGCAGCUUCAGCAUUCCCGGCCAAUUGGAUUCGCAGCAUCCCCUCGAGCGCAACAUGCCGCUUGACCCGAGUGUGCCGCGCCGAGAGUCCAAUUCCAUUCACCCGUACUACGCGCCGGAUCGCUCCCAGUACUACGUUCCUGCGCCGUACGCGGCUACACAACCCAUGUCGACGUGGACGACAACCGCUGCGACCCAGCCACAGAUGGCACAACCGCAGAUUUGA
Messenger RNA from Penicillium brevicompactum, 1377 nucleotides. RefSeq names its product camp independent regulatory protein. NCBI's taxonomy places the organism in Eukaryota, Fungi, Ascomycota, Eurotiomycetes, Eurotiales, Aspergillaceae. The record is from RefSeq and is a predicted model, not a curated record. The coding region runs from base 1 to 1377 and encodes 458 amino acids. Gene Ontology annotation, molecular function: DNA binding. The transcript has 2 exons.